Messenger RNA from Manduca sexta (tobacco hornworm), 5564 nucleotides. RefSeq names its product protein king tubby (gene ktub). Gene Ontology annotation, biological process: protein localization to cilium. The record is from RefSeq and is a predicted model, not a curated record. Gene Ontology annotation, cellular component: cilium. NCBI's taxonomy places the organism in Eukaryota, Metazoa, Arthropoda, Insecta, Lepidoptera, Sphingidae. Bases 195 to 1421 code for a protein of 408 amino acids. The transcript is spliced from 7 exons.
AGUAGGCCUUUUAAUUUUUUUUACUGAUAACACUAUUUUCCUGGGCAACGGUAGGCAAGAUGAUUUAUAAACAAAAAUGAGCUUACAAAAUGCCAAUUAUUUUACUGAAAUUUGAAAUAAAAGCUAAUAGGACUGUAUUUAAUACUACUUAUUUGUAACUUAUAAUAAAAUAAAAACAUAUUCAGUUGGUGAAAAUGGCUUCAAUAAGUGUGCGUGAUCAGAAAAUCGAACAGCAACGGCAAUUAAUGGAACAGAAAAUGAAACAGAAGCGCCAGAAUUCUGGGAUGGUUCAAUCCAACGACCUAAGGGUAGCAUCAGCUAAGCGUCCACUCUCAGGUAGCCGUUCUCGAGAGCUCCAUGGCUAUGACGGCCCGAUGCAAUUUCUUAUGUCUCCAAUCAAUCCGGACCAAGUAAUACCACUGCAAACUAAUAGAAUGUCUACAUAUGAUGAGUUAGGUAAUCAAAUAGAAGUGCUGACUGUGGGCGAGGGUGACGGGAGUGGUGAGGAGGAGGAAGAGAGCGUCCCGGUGUGCAGCGUGGGGCGCGACGCGAGCGCGGAUGAUGUGUGCGCAGACGCAGCCGUGGCGCCGUUGCACGCUCGCAACGUGACUCGCGACGUAUCGCCUAGCCAGACGGCUGAAAUCGAAGGGUCGGUGGAAGGCGCGGUGGAAACGUUCGUAGUGACUCCGGCUAAACACGGCACGCUAUACAAAUGUAGGAUAGCGCGCGAUCGCAAGGGCAUGGACAGGGGCCUUUACCCCACAUACUUCUUGCAUUUGGAGAAAGAUUACGGCAAGAAAGUGUUCUUGCUUGCUGGUCGCAAACGUAAAAAGUCAGCGACAUCUAACUACCUGAUAUCGACGGAUCCGACCGAGUUGACGCGGCAGGCGGACAGCUUCGCGGGGAAGUUGCGCUCCAACCUGCUCGGCACGGCGUUCACCGUCUACGACAACGGCAAGGCGUGGCGCAAACACGACCACGCGAAGACCAGGCAUGAGCUCGCUGCUGUUGUCUAUGACACGAACGUGCUGGGCUUCAAGGGUCCGCGUAAAAUGACGGUGAUCUUACCGGGAAUGACGCCUGACCGCCAGCGAGUGACCAUCGCGCCGCAAGACGACAGCGAGACUCUACUAGAACGCUGGAAGAGUCAGAACCUAGACGAUAUAGUGGUUCUUCACAACAAAACACCAGUAUGGAACGACGAGACGCAGUCAUACGUGCUGAACUUCCACGGCCGAGUGACUCAGGCAAGUGUGAAAAACUUCCAAAUUGUCCACGAUUCGGAACCUGACUAUGUGGUAAUGCAGUUCGGACGUAUUUCAGAAGAUAUAUUCACAAUGGAUUUCAGAUAUCCCUUGUGCGCGUUGCAAGCGUUCGGCAUAGCGCUCAGUUCGUUCGACAGUAAGCUGGCAUGCGAAUGAAUUGUAUGCAUUUAUGGGUCUAAUAAUAAGGGGACUUAGCUGACGCUAGUAUAGCUUAGUCGGUGCUGAUCGAGUCAUAUAAGAUCUUGCCAGAAAAUAUUUUUCAUAUUACAAAGGUGAUGACAGCCUGGCCCUGCGCAAAAUUCACAAUACCUUUAAGUUAUUGUGCACAUUUGUUUCACAUAUGCAAUGUAAUUGAUCAUUUCGAAUAUGUAAAUUAGCAAUAAUAUAUCGCGCGCCGAGUUACUGCUGUCAUUAUGUGAUCGUGUGACACCUGGGGAUUGCGUUGCAUACGAAAAAUUUAUAUGUAACAUAUGUGUGGCCAGUUUCUCUUCACCUUAAUACUGAACGCUUUAUCUAUUGCCUCACUGUCCAAUUUAGUGUCUAAUAGAAAGUUCUAGGAUCUAUAACGACAUAUCUGAAUAAUGUUAACGGGAAGUGUGUCCUUUUAUUCCUAGAUCCAUGAGUGUUUUUGUAAUGUUUUUGAAACUAAACGCACAUAAUUUAUUUCGGUGCUUAUUGUGACGUAGGUUGUGUUCUCGUGUUACACCAUUCGUGAAUGGUCCUCGAACGAAGUUUCUAUAAUAUUUGUGUGAUUUAUCUGUAAUUUGUAGAUUUUUUUAUGUCAACGCCUCUGGAUUUGAUGUUAUAAACAUAGUUUAUUGUGCUGUAGAAGAUUUGGAUUGACGCAAUUAACUGUCACAUUUUCAAUAAAUUGUCUAUGAUUGUAUUCCUCCUGAUCAUAGACAAGAAUAUUUUUAUAUGCCAUAGACAACCAUUUUACUGUCAUUAUGUACAAAUUACUUUUUAAGUAUCAAGUUUUAAGUAUUAAUUCGCUAUACUAGUCAAAGGUUUUUAUUUAUAAUUUAAUUAAUUAGUUGGGAUGUUAACGCAUAAUGCAUUUAGAUCAUGUCACAAUAUUCUAGUUUUUUAUGAAUUCAUCUAAAAUUUAAUUAGAAUUAAUUAUUAUGACUGCAAACACUUCUUAAAUGGGUAAGCUUUUUCAAGUUCAUACUUCAUUCAACCAAACUACUGCAAGAAAUAUAGUUGAUUAUUAAUAACAUUGUGUAACAGAAUUAAACUGAAUAUAGAAAUAAUUAAAUAUAAGGAUGAUCAUAAAUGCAUUAAAAUAUAGAAGGUUUUACUAACAAUAAUUAAAUAUCAUCCUUAUAUGUUAUACAAUGAAGGAUAUUAUUAUGCUUGAAUUAUCCUGAAUUGCAUUUUAAAAGGAGCUAUUAUUUUUACGUAUUUUUUCACUUAUUUGGGCUUUCUGAAUUUUCUGGUUAAUUAUGUAAUGCAUUAUAAUAAUUAUGUCCAUUUUAUAUAUGUAACACCACAAAUGUAAUUAUUAGUUAUCAUCAAUCUAUUCAGGCUGAAGUUAGUUAUGAGACAAGAGGCAUAGAGGAUGUGAUGCAACUAACUUCAAGCCAGUGUAAACGAUUCAUGAUAACUAUUUUUUUCAAAUGAAAUGAUUGUAUUAAAGUUUUAAUGCACUCUAUAAUAUUAAAGUAUAGUGUUCGAAGUUGGGCUGCAUCAAAAUAUCUGGCAGAGUCAAAUGUUGGGUUCUGUAACUAUAUAUCUAUAUGGGAAAUUAUACAUUUAUGAUACACAAAUAUUUGCUCAUUAUCAACUGUUAUAAAAAGUUUCAUAUUAUAAUAGUAGUUUUACAUUUGCACUAUGUACAUGGAUAUAAACACGUCAUAUUUUACUGAAAAACAUAUUUAAUGACAGUUUUAUAAUAAUUCUAUUUCUGAAUUCUUAUAACAUACUAUAUUCUUUUUCUCACAAUACACAAUGCCAUAAAUAAUAACGAACUUAAUAACUUUCAAAUAAUUGUAUUAUCUAAUAUAACAUUCCAUUAAUUUAUAUUAAUUGUGUGUCCAAGUAAAAUAUACCUAAGCCAGGAAGAGAAUAUAUUAUCAUUGGUGAGCAAUGAGUGUUGAAAUGAAAAGACAUGAGUUUGAUAAUUAUGGAGGUAAAUGUUUGUAUUAUCAACAAAUAUAUGUGUCGGAGUGUUGAUACCUACCUGACCGAUACCUGUAACCGAAGACUAUUAUAAAACGCGAUUCCAUAGUGCAGAUAUGACGUUAUACUUGUGUGUAAGUUCCGAUCUUACAUUUGCAACUUGCAUAAUGGAAGCGCAGUUUUAGAUUGGAGUUCAGGAAUCAGGUUUACCUGUGUGACUGUUAUUGUAUAAAGCAAGAUGGUGUUGGCUAUGUGUAGUGAAAUAUAAUUUCGUAGAAGGCGAUAUAUUAUUUGUACCAUCCAUUAGAUUUGUUACGCGAUUUGGAUUAAAAGAGGAUGUCUUUCGUGACGCCUUGUAAGAAAGAAUUUUGGAAAUAUGAUUGUACUUUUUGCAUCGAUACCAAUGACAUUACAUCGAUAAUCCCAAUUAAUGUUCCCAGUGAAAAUACCACCAGUACAGCUGCUUUUCCCUUUCACAGGUUACUGAGUAACAUUCAUAGUGCCGAUUAUUCAAUUAUGUUUUAUCGAUAAAUCAAAUCAUAUGGAUAAUAUUGAAUUGUUAUAUAUCGAUAUACAUGCGAUUGUGUUGAUGCAAAAGGAAUUUGUUUACAUAAACGUAUUACCAUGACAAAUAUAUAACUAGAUUAAAUAAAUGUGUGCCUAUAAUAGGUUUACGUGUCUAGAUAGAUAAAAGAAAUGUUUAAACUAAUGUGGAAUUGUAAAAUAAAUAAACAAUGAAUUGAUAAUUGUUGAAGUCGUGAAUGUGUCGAGCUUUUAGAUUCGUGUGUGAUAUGUAUAUUUGUCCCGAUGUAGUUGUGUCCUUCAUCUCCAACUUAUUAUGUAUUAUUGAUUAUAAUCUAUUUAUUUCACAUGAAUCAACAUCACCUAAAGUUCACACGUUUAUUUAAUUUGAUUGGUCAUUGUAUAUAUCACAUUGUAAAAAAUAUGAAUUUCUGUGUAUUGUGCCUUUGGUAAUGAUAGGUUAAAUGUUGUGCCUUUCAUUUUCAUGUUUACUGUGUAUAUUGUACCUGAUGCUUUCGUAGAUGCAAAGGUCCUUUUCUAGAAAAGUUGCUUUACACCUUGAAUCUUAGAAUAAAUAGACAAUGUUUACAAGCAACAAUGUGUUAGACGUAAAUUAGAUGUCGGUGUUUAAUAUUAACCCGUCAUGACUUGUCAAAAUUUUAUUUUCAAAUAUGUACAGGUAGCUGAAUGUUUGCCGCCAAACAUUGACAGCUACGCGUGUGACGGAAAAAUAACCUUAUUAUGUAGUAUAUAAGGUUAUAAUCCCGUGACACACGCAAAUGUCAUGUAGCUGUCUUGGCUCGCCGGCGAGCCACGAGAGACCAAGAGUUAAUUGAUAAGUAUAAGUUUUAAACAAAUUGUUUUUCACAUUUUGAAUGUAAUGUUCACAUUGAAGUUAUUACUGGUCAGUUUAUGCACUCUGCUUUAUAUUAGCACAAUCUGAUGACUUUUCACCAGUAUAACAAUAUUUUACAUUACAAAAUAUAAUACAGAUUAGCAUGGUUAUUUUAAAUAGUGAUUAUAUAUUUUAAUUGAAAGUUGAACAUAUUAGACAUCACAUGCCUGAUCUCUGUCUGGUUAUGACGGAUUGCCGUCUCAGCGAACUAUGAGAGUGAAGGAACAGAAAGUUCACUUGUGUAUUAAGUACACACUUGUGAACUAUAAUAUCUUGUGUGUACCUGGCUGAUCUCUGUUGAGAUUGGCCACUGUCUGAAAUUCUGCUAGCAGAGAAUACAUCAGUCAUCACAUUGAAACUGCCAUAAUUUUACAAAAAGCCAAAUGUAUCUAAUUAGUUUAUCAAGGUUUCUUGUUUGUAAUAUCUGAAUACCUACCACUAAUAAUGUAUCUCUACAACUUUCUUAUGGCAAGAUUAAGCAUUGAAUAUUCAAGGAUUGUUUUAAAUAUAACAUAAUAAAAGAUUGAAUUUCUAUACUGACAUAUUGUAAAUAUUGAAAAUUAAUCAACAUACUGUAUCUAACAAGUAAUACACAAAUACUUCAGUGUUUUUGAAUAUUUUCCUUCUCAAAUAUAAUAAUCAUGUUUAGAGGCUACAUACGUAAGUACUUGCCCAGUGAAUUUAAUUGUAUUUAUUUUGCAUUCCAGAUGUUUGUGAUAUAAAAUCAUGUUAUUUCGUAAAUAAAAGAUUGACACAAUAAA